UAAAUUGGGUGUCUCUUACGAUGUAUACAAAUAUCAGCUACAGAGAUUUACGGUAUUUUGUGCCAACAAUCACACCGUUAUAAUAGAUGACGAUGACCGAAACUAAGUAUGGUUAAAAAUGGUUCAGAAAAAAAAUAAUUUUUUUUUUUAUCUUUGUAGCACGCGACCAAUCAUGGGAAAGAAAACAACUGCAUGUUCACGUCACAGAUUACAUUCAGAUUAUCGUCCAGGGGCUUGACAGGACAGUGAAAGAAGUGACUGUGAAUGGAUGGGACUGCAGUUCGGAUGUUGAUGCCAGCUGUGAGGAGACUCCACCACCACAGACCUACUCUCAUCACUGUUUGAACUCCAAAUCAAGUUUCCUCUUGUUCUUGAGCAUCUGAAUGAUGGCUACAAUGUCUAGGACUGACUCGGAUAGUGACUUUAUGUGCAGCUGCUGCUAUGAGCUGAUGGUGGAUCCUACGACACUAGUGUGCGGCCACAACUUCUGCCGGGUGUGCCUGGCACGCUGGUUCCUCACAUCCAACAAGAAAGAGUGCCCUACGUGUCGCCAGGAGUGGCAGGGACACCCCAAGAUUAACACAGCACUCAGAAAUAUGAUGAAGAAGAUGUACAAAGACAGAAUGAUGGAAAGAGAAGAGGAAGUAUUGAAUUUAGAGAAUGUAGGCAAGGUGCAGGAAUUUGACCGGCGUCUUUCCGGCACAGGGUGCCACCUACAGAGAGUAAACCCGGGGGAGUUCUGUAAGGGGAUCGUCAUGACCCUAGGGGUUAUUCUGAUAGCAUACUUGGUUUGGUUUUGGAGGCACAGUGACGACGAUCUCCUGAUACACAAGCCUGUUGUGAGGUGGAAGCCGGACGACGUGGCAGCAUGGCUGACACACAUGGGCUGGGCAGAGGGCUAUGCUGAUGCCGUCCACCAGAAGGGCAUUGAUGGUGCAGUGCUGCUCUCCCUGGACGAGGAGAAUAUUGGUGAGGUCCUGAAUGUGACGAAUCACCUCCAUGAGAGGGCACUGGUCAUUGCUAUAGCGGAUGUACGCCUGAAAGGGGUCAAGAUGCCUUCGACACUCUGGGAAUAUAAGGCGCUGUACCCCGGUCGCUGUCUGUUCCUGCUGUAUGGCAUGAAGGACUUCCCUCGUACAACACUGCUGUAUCUGUUCCUGUUCUACCAUGAGGAAAUCUUCCUGCCCUUCCUCCAUCUCACAACACCAGCACAGGACGAAGACAUCCCCUUCCGGUGGUCUCAGAUUCCUCCCCCAACUAAGCAGCAGUGGGUGGUAUUUCUGAGCAAUGCAGUUCUCCUCCCCUACUGGCUAAUUGCCAAGCUGACGUGGGCCCUGUUCAGUGGGCAGUUCUGGACCUCUUUUUUUGUCCUCUUCAGCUGUGCCUUCCUCUCCAUGCAAGAGGCUUCCUUACUUAAACAGUGGAUCCUGCUGCGGCAGUUCGGCUCCACAUUGAAGAACGUAAAGGACUUUGGCAAGACGCUAUUGACUGUGUUUCUGACGUCUAUUGUAUGGCCCAUUAUUCCCAGGCUGGUGUGUGACUUCUUCUUCUACGCUUCACUCUACUUCACCCCAUUACAGCAGGCUAAACACUUCUACAUGUCCUGGAGGAACAACCAACGCUUCUUGUAACACAGCAGUAUUUCCAGGCAGUGUUCAGUUACAUCACCAACUAGGACAGAGAUCUGAGGGAGUCAACAGGUCAUUUACAGGGAUAGUUUUCUUGGUUCAUACUUGACCUGAUUGACCACAGUAUUUAUCAGCCCAGAAAAAAACCCAAACCCAAACCCAUGUGAACUAUUGUUGAUUCACUGGUUAAUAUGUAUGUUUCUGAAGGUGUUAUUGGAUAGAUCCAUGUAUCCAGUGUUACCGGUAGGUGUAUGAGCAAUCCUGGGAUUCAACACUUGAGCUGUGAUGUCAUGAUGUACCGGGUUUGUCAAGAAAGGACAUCCCACAUUAAACAAUACAUGUUGAAACUGCAGGUGUUGUUUUCAGUCAAACAUUUGUCAAUAAAGUCUUUACCUUUAGUAAGGCUGACCUGGGGAGUCAGGGUUCAUAGUGUUCGACUACCCCCACCCCUUUUGAAAAUACUGUCCAGAUAGUUUGAUAGUCUUAGUGUGUCGGCGACAAGGACAGUAGAACGGCAAGUGUCAAGGUGCUACAUGAUUUAGUUGCUGUUGAAGAAAGGUUUGAGUCUUUCACCACUUACAGCAAUAGUACAGGCAUAUCAUGGCAGGGACCACCAAUAGCUGGUUUCAUACAUUGUAUUCCAACUUAAGAUUCCGGGUGUAUGGGGCCAACUUUAUAACCUCUAGGCUACUGAACCAUUCCAAGAAACAUGUGUAUAUCACUUCUUGUAAGAAGUCUGUACAAAAUGUUUUGUGUGUGAGUGUAGUGUGUUAAAAUGAAGAUGUUUUUAAAUACCAGACUGUAUGUCCAUUGUACAGUGUUGUCAUCUGUGGGAAGUCUGCUGCUGACAGACACAUGGUCAGGGUAUCCACUCACUGACUUCAUAUACAGGAGAGCUAGAUUCAUUACCAGGAGGACAUAACAUGUUGCCCUUGCUUCAUUUGACAUGUGUUGUGGGUGAGUUCUCCCGGAAUGCACUUACCCAUGUUCAGGACAGGUCUCUGUGUUUUCACAUUACUCAGGCUAACCUUUCCUGAUUUGGCAAAAGUAACAAAAUAAUAAUAAUCAAUGCGAUUUGAUUCAAAAUGUGUUAACAGAACGGUUGUUUCACUUUUUGCUAAUAUUUAUUUUCAAGAGGUGUUUUUAAGGACCUUAACCUUCAAUAAAUGUUAUAAAAGUAAUGUUAUAUAUGUGUGUACUGUGUCAAAUGUUAUGUGUAUUCAGUGUCAAAUGUUAUAUUUGUGUUUGUAUACAGUGUUAACUGUUAUAUGUGUGUGUACAGUGAUGGAUGUUAUAUCUGUGUAUUAAUGUUUUUUCCAUGUUGCAUGCUUUAUCCAUGGACUUUUUUGUAUCUGCCAAUUCAUCAUAUCAAGUUUGUUGUAUAUAUUUUUGUCAAAUGUUGAAAUAAAGUGUCAAUAAAACAGCCCACGACACUGAUUUGAAAAUGUAGUCAUUUCCAUUUUUGUGAAUUAUGAAAGAUAUGUAAUUGUGAUGAUGUUUUGUUACCAUCCCAUUUGAUAAUUGAGAUCCCCUGUAGAACUGUUUCCUCACUUUUUUAGCUGGGCAUCAAUGCCUGUUGUGUAUAGAGGCCCCUGUAGAAAUGUUUCCUCACUUUGUAGCUGGGCAUCAAUGCCUGUCGUGUAUAGAGAUCCCCUGUAGAACUGUUUCCUCACUUUUUUAGCUGGGAAUCAAUGCCUGUUGUGUAUAGAGGCCCCUGUAGAAAUGUUUCCUCACUUUGUAGGUGGGCAUCAAUGCCUGUUAUGUAUAGAGAUCCCCUGUAGAAAUGUUUCCUAACUUUGUAGCUGGGCAUCAGUACCUGUUGUGUAUAGAGACCCCUGUAGAACUGUUUCCUCACUUUUUUAGCUGGGCAUCAAUGCCUGUUGUGUAUAGAGAUCCCCUGUAGAAAUGUGUCCUCACUUUGUAGCUGGACAUCAAUGCCUGUCAUGUAUGGAGACCACAGGUUGAACUGUUUCCUCACUUUGUAGCUGGGCAUAAGUGCCGGUUGUGUAUAGAGGCCCAUGUAGAACUGUUUCCUCACUUUGUAGGUGGGCAUCAAUGCCUGUCGUGUAUAGAGAUCCCUGUAGAACUGUUUCCUCACUUUUUUAGCUGGGCAUCAAUGCCUGUUGUGUAUAGAGGCCCCUGUAGAAAUGUUUCCUCACUUUGUAGCUGGGCAUCAAUGCCUGUCGUGUAUAGAGAUCCCCUGUAGAACUGUUUCCUCACUUUUUUAGCUGGGCAUCAAUGCCUGUUGUGUAUAGAGGCCCCUGUAGAAAUGUUUCCUCACUUUGUAGGUGGGCAUCAAUGCCUGUCGUGUAUAGAGACCCCUGUAGAAAUGUUUCCUCACUUUUUUAGCUGGGCAUCAAUGCCUGUUGUGUAUAGAGAUCCCCUGUAGAAAUGUGUCCUCACUUUGUAGCUGGACAUCAAUGCCUGUCAUGUAUGGAGACCACAGGUUGAACUGUUUCCUCACUUUGUAGCUGGGCAUAAGUGCCGGUUGUGUAUAGAGGCCCAUGUAGAACUGUUUCCUCACUUUGUAGCUGGGAAUCAAUGCCUGUCAUGUAUAGAGACCCCUGUAGAACUGUUUCCUCACUUUGUAGCUGGGAAUCAAUGCCUGUCGUGUAUAGAGAUCCCCUGUAGAACUGUUUCCUCACUUUGUAGGUGGGCAUCAAUGCCUGUCAUGUAUAGAGACCCCUGUAGAAAUGUUUCCUCACUUUGUAGCUGGGAAUCAAUGCCUGUCAUGUAUAGAGACCUAUGUAGAACUGUUUCAUCACUUUGUAGGUGGGCAUAAGUGCCGGUUGUGUAUAGAGAUCCCCUGUAGAACUGUUUCCUCACUUUGUAGCUGAGAAUCGAUGCCUGUCCUACAUAGAGACCCCUGUAGAACUGUUUCCUCACAGUGUAGCUGGGUAUCAAUGCCUGUCAUGUAUAGAGACCCAUGUAGAACUGUUUCCUCACUUUGUAGCUGGGAAUCAAUGCCUGUCGUGUAUAGAGACCCAUGUAGAACUUUUUCCUCACUUUGUAGGUGGGAAUCAAUGCCUGUCCUAUAUAGAGACCCCCUGUAGAACUGUUUCCUCACUUUGUAGGUGGGCAUCAAUGCCUGUCGUGUAUAGAGAUCCCCUGUAGAACUGUUUCCUCACUUUGUAGCUGGGAAUCAAUACCUGUCCUAUAUAGAGACCCCCUGUAGAACUGUUACCUCACUUUGUAGGUGGGCAUCAAUGCCUGUCGUGUAUAGAGAUCCCCUGUAGAACUGUUUCCUCACUUUUUUGCUGGGAAUCAAUGCCUGUCCUAUAUAGAGACCCCCUGUAGAAAUGUGUCCUCACUUUUUUGCUGGGAAUCAAUGCCUGUCCUAUAUAGAGACCCCCUGUAGAAAUGUUUCCUCACUUUGAGGCUGAGAAUCAAUGCCUGUCCUACAUAGAGACCCCUGUAGAACUGUUUCCUCACUUUGUAGCUGGACAUCAAUGCCUGUUGUGUAUGGAGACCACGGGUUGAACUGUUUCUUUAUUUUGUAGCUGGGCAUCAAUGCCUGUUGUGUAAAGAGACCCCUGUAGAAAUAAUUUUAAUUUUUUUAAAUUUUUAAUCAAGAAUAUGUCAAAAUAUGUUUCGAAGAUUGGUCGCCUGUUUGAAACUCAUGCCGUAAAGCUUGAUUAAGCUGCCUUCUGAUUGGCUAUUGUCGACCUCUUGCCCGUCAUUCCAUUGGUCUUUCAAAGUUUGUGAAAGGUCCGUCUGAUAUGACCCGUAAUGGGAUGUCCUCAGAUCUUUGUUUAGCGGUAGCGAGAACUAAGAUCUGAUUUUUAUUAGAUUGUAUAUUUCUUCACUUUAUUACUGGUAGUCAGGUAUUGGUAGUGCGUAUGGUGCAAGUAUCGGUAGUGCUUAUGGUGCAAUUAUAGGACACAUCCAAUCAUUUCAAAUAGGAUCCAAAUUAAGACUUGAAAUACAUAGAUAGGUGUAUGAAAUAUAAGGUGUGUCAACUUGCCAAUACAUUCACUUGCCCGUUUACAUAUUCAGUGCACUCCCUGUGUAAGUAUCCUCUAAAAUAGAUUUAUCAGAAAACGCCAUCGACAGAUGACAUUUUAUCACUCUGUUAUAGAUAUGUUGCAUCUCCAAGAUAAAGGCUCCAUUACGUCCUUAUAUUGCAGCACAUGACACAACUGUCUUUUUCUAGUUAAAUGGGAUAUUUUCUAUGUGGAACAGCAUGUACACACACAAAUGUGACACAAACAUUGUUGGGAUACAUGAGUGAAAGAGGGUUCAUGAUAAUGUAAAACUCUAUUUCAGAAUUAAAGAAUUAAUAACAAAAUAUUACUUAAUUUCUGAAAAUACCUUUAAAAUGUCCAAAAUUGAGUAUUUCCAAGUAAAAGAAUGGUCUCACACCUUUGAAUAUUCAACAUGUAAAAAUAGAUUGUCAUGGUAGAAGACUCCAUCUUUUCAGCCCUUGCUAUUUGUAUGUUGCACAAAGACAUUUCCAAGUCUCCCAUGGCGCUCGGGGGACCCAGUCGUCUAAGAUGCCGCGAUUCGUUUUGCAGUGUUGCGUCCCUUGGGCACGCCAGAAAUCUUUGAUUGUGGGUUCAAAUCACAGUUCGCCCCAAUUAUAUUUCUAGGUUUGUCAGCACCAUACCUGUGCUCGUGGGUUGCACAGAAGUGGUAAACACCUGAGACCUGCAUCACUUCGGGCUUUCCUCCAAAAUUAAGCUGACACGCCGUGAUAUAACUGGAAUACUGUUAAAAGCGGCAUUAAACCCAACUCACUCACUCACUUAGAUCUCCCAGGCAAUGUGCUCAAUGUGAGAGGUGUAGCCUAUGAUAUGACUUUGUGUAUUUCACUGACUUGGUGAUGCUCUUCAUAACACUGUUAAAUUAGCAGUCUUGCAUUGUGUAUCAUAUCUUCUUGUUCCAUCACUAACUGUUUCUCACUGGAAGGUGGAGCAUAUGUAGAUAAGCUUUGAAUUCAGUUACCUCCAAGUUGCACUUUGUCUCUGUAGAUAACAAAAGACAACAGUUUUUUUACUAAUACUGGACAUAUGUUGUGUUUAUCUGAUAGAUGCAUCUGUGAUGUUUUCGAUUUUUUUCUAUGGAAAUGUGUUAUCUGUGGAUGUGAUAACGUUUAUGUUCUAGACUGGAAUCUGAUUGUGUGAGUAUAAUGUUUCUCCUAUUUAUGUAUGUAGAAAUUCCAUUGCUAUUGAUUAUGGUAUUGUCUUUUAUUGGAAUUGUUUGUCUGCUUGAUAAAUGCUUAUCUCUUCUCUUAUCUUCUUGGCAGAUCAAUGAGAUGAAAGGAAUAGUUUGUUGAUAUGAUGUGGAUGCUUUGCUUCAUAAUACUAUGUUGGUGAAAGGCUUUGUUUCACCAUGUUUUAUCGUGGACAACACAAUCUUUCCUCUCUGUCGACACAGAUUUAGUGGCAGAUCCGGGGGUGGUUCAUGGGAUUACAGAUGAUUCAGAGGAUGUAAUAUAUCCCUCUUUCAAAUGUUCUUAAUUCCUCUUCAUAUUGUCUGUAGAAAAGGGUACAAAAUCCUUGACAAGAUCACUGUUCAACCAACCGAUUUCAGAAAUGAACGUGAAGUGAGCUCGUGGUGACUUGUUUGUGGCCACCUCAAGUUAAGUGAUGAUAUUUGCUAGUGAACAAUCCCAAUUAGCACCCUUCCGAUUCAUCAAUGUACACAGGACAUAUUUAUUCGUGUAUAAUACGCACUCGCGUGUUAUAUGCACCCUUAAUUACGGGCAAUUAAAUUCUGGAAAAAAUAUAUCUGUCAUGAAAAUAUGCAUCAACCUUUCUUUUGUAUCAUUUCAGGCUGUCGGUUUAAACCACAAAAUUUACGAUCUCUCAACUCUUUCACCAAAAAUAUAUUCUAAUAAGAGCCCCCUAUUUCUCAUUUUGAGAGCGGCCUGGGCGCUUAUUUCAUCAGUACGGUACUUGGAUGUUUGUCUUGUCUAUGUCAGAUAUAUGUUUGAGUUCAAGCGAUAAACGUUGUCUCUUUCAGUGAUGUUUAGAAUGCUAAGAUCUGGGUGAUAUGGUUUUCAUAGUGCUAAGUUCUCAGUGUGAUAUGGUAUUCAUAGUGCUAAGAUCUCUUUGUGGAAGUAGAACAGCAAUUAUGCAUUGUAUAAAACCAAAGAAAAUAUUGCCAGGUCGAAUGUUAGGAUCAUUGAAGACAAUGAAUGUUGAGGCAAGAUCCAAGGUCAUGUAUUAUGUGCAUAUUACAUGUUUUGUGCAGUAGGAGUGACUUCCUAUAUCUAAUAGUGCUUGGUGUUGUAGCUGUUUGAUGUUCUGCAUCUAGUUGUGUAAUGUACAUGAGAGCUGUGUCUGCAUGUAUUAUGUGGAUUCUACAUCUUCAUGUUGAUGCUAUUAUGUGGUGAUAUCACAACAAUAAACACUAUGUGGUAUAUAUUUUGAUAAUGAUGGGUUAUGAAAUUAUCUACCAAUUUUCAAAUAAAUAUGUUGAUAAUGA
Haliotis rufescens (red abalone) is the source of this 8057-nucleotide messenger RNA. RefSeq names its product bifunctional apoptosis regulator-like. Gene Ontology annotation, molecular function: protein binding; ubiquitin protein ligase activity. Gene Ontology annotation, biological process: proteasome-mediated ubiquitin-dependent protein catabolic process. Gene Ontology annotation, cellular component: nucleus. Lineage: Eukaryota; Metazoa; Mollusca; Gastropoda; Lepetellida; Haliotidae. The coding region runs from base 384 to 1631 and encodes 415 amino acids. The transcript is spliced from 8 exons. The record is from RefSeq and is a predicted model, not a curated record.